AUGUUUAACAGCUGUGGGCAUCAGUGUCGGUCAGCCUGUGCAUGCUGCUGUGAGGAAAAUGCCAGCAGGACAGAGGCAUUAGUCAGUACUACUAGCUCAGCAUCACCUCUUAUAGAGUAUGGGUUGUCUUUGAGAGGCACCAACAUUGACAGUAUAUCCCACAGUAUAAGCACCAUGAGAAAUGUGUUCAUUCAAAUUACCAAUUUCACAGACAGGUACACCUUAUCAAACCCAAGGACCUACACUAGCAGUGGAUAUUGUCUUAAUCCUCCUCAGCCUACAGUAGCAAAAAAGACCAGUGAAGCCUGCACUUUUACCAAAACACGCUCAACGGCACGUGGUUGUGCUGGAGUCCUGGCAUACAAGAUCCUUAAAGAUGAAGAGCACUUUGUCGGGGAUCUUGUCAUAAUGUUUUCUGUGCCGUUUGACUACAUUUGGUAUGAAAACUAUUUAGCUCUUGGAAUUUAUGAAAACCAUGUUUCAUGUAAUCCUGAUCUGUUUUCUGAAAUGUAUUACGAGAAAGGUACAUUCACCAGGGAAAGGGCUACAGGAAGUGAAGUCAUGUAUUCUGGACAAGGAGUUUGUGUGAAGGGAACAAUGUCCCCUGCAAGUAAUUCAAUAAUAAGGGUUGAAUUUCGAGAUUUUUAA
This is a messenger RNA of Tachysurus vachellii, 648 nucleotides long. RefSeq lists its product as uncharacterized. Gene Ontology annotation, biological process: cytolysis in another organism; pore complex assembly; monoatomic cation transport. The transcript has 4 exons. Bases 1 to 648 code for a protein of 215 amino acids. Gene Ontology annotation, cellular component: pore complex. Gene Ontology annotation, molecular function: channel activity. The record is from RefSeq and is a predicted model, not a curated record. NCBI's taxonomy places the organism in Eukaryota, Metazoa, Chordata, Actinopteri, Siluriformes, Bagridae.